Hermetia illucens (black soldier fly) is the source of this 1013-nucleotide messenger RNA. Its product is annotated as phospholipid phosphatase 4-like. Lineage: Eukaryota; Metazoa; Arthropoda; Insecta; Diptera; Stratiomyidae. Gene Ontology annotation, biological process: phospholipid metabolic process. The coding region runs from base 166 to 912 and encodes 248 amino acids. The record is from RefSeq and is a predicted model, not a curated record. Gene Ontology annotation, molecular function: phosphatidate phosphatase activity. The transcript is spliced from 3 exons.
UUAAUUUCAUAUGUAGUUGGCUGAGAUAUCGGACAUGACAUAUAAAUAAUAAAUAAAAUAUUAUGAAAAUAUGAAUAAAUAGUGAAUUUUUAGUCAUUAUUCGAGAAAAUUCCCAAAAAAAUUGCCCGAAAUUGCGAGUAUAAUUUAAUAUUAAUUUACUGCAAAAUGAAUCAAAAAUUUAAGUCGCUUCUGCAUGAAAUUAUUCUUCGGAUUCUCCUCCUUGGGGCCAUAAAAUAUUUAUCGUAUCAGCCAACACCAGAUUAUAAUACAAUACAGCCCGAAGAAUGGUAUCGAUAUAAACGAACUGAAAAAGAACCUAUAGUGGAUGAGAAAUAUUUCAUUGCGGGGGGUUGUCUAAUUUCAACAGCGGUACUUAUUAUAUCCUAUUCACUACACAAGGACAAGCGCGAAAUGGUACAUUCUAUACUUGCAAUUUCGAUGGGAAUUUGCUUGACAGCCCUGGUGACGCAUUUGAUGAAAGUUUUUGUUGCAAAACCAAGACCCAGUUUCUUCAUGUGCUGUUAUCCAGAUGGGCAGAUGCAAAGUGAAUGCACUGGUGACCCAAAGUUAGUUGAUGCAGGUCGGAAAAGUUUUCCAAGUGGACACACGUCUUUUGCGUUUUCAAUUAUGGUUUUCCUCUUUCUAUAUCUUUCGGCCAAGUUGAAUCUAUUCAAUGACCAAGGAAAGGGUGAGUCGUGGCGAACAUGUAUUUGUUUAUCUCCCAUCAUCCUGGCCGUAAUGAUUGGAGUUUGCCGGACAACUAAAAAUCAGCAUCAUCCAGAGGAUGUGCUUGCUGGUGGGAUUAUUGGAAGCGUCAUUAGUUACAUUUGCUACCGACAGCACUUCCCAUCCGUGUAUGAUCCAAAUCCUGGCAAGCCGUACGAAUUUGCAGAUGAUCCAUUUGCGUCUUGAGGGCGGCUAGUGUAUUUUUAAUUAAAAGUGAUUUUAUGAAAAGAAUUGAUUAUACGGCAAAUUAAUUAUGAUUUGAAUAAAAUAUGAAAUUUCUUGUGAUA